AUGCAGUCAGUCCAGGAGAGAAAGAACAUCAUUGUGGAAGCGGCGAACGCUCUCAUGCUCGACGUCAACUGUAGCUCAUACCCAUUGAUCACCUCGUCUAGCACAACACUUGUCAGCAUCAUCAGCGAUCUCACCUUGAAUCCCGAGAACAUCAUAGAAACGAUCGGAAUAGUGAAGGCCUGUACGGCCCGCGUUGGACAGGGGGCUUUCAAGACAGAAGAUACUGGGGAUAUUGGAACUAAGCUCCAGGAGAUGGCCGGGAAGGGGAAUUCCAACCGGCAGAAGACGCAGAUCACUUCCAUCAACUACUGCAACUUUCUAAACCUCACGAAGCUUGAUGCUCUGGAUACUUUCGAGACUAUCAAGGUCGCUGUCACUUACAAGUUUGAUGGCAUCGAGCUUGAACAUUACCCUGCCGAUCUCGAUAUGCUAGCCCGAGCCGAGGUUGUCUACCACGAGUUGCCGGGAUGGCAGAAGCCAACCACUGGAGCAAACACUUUCUAUGGUCUUCCUAAGCAAGCUCGCUAA
Fusarium oxysporum Fo47 is the source of this 528-nucleotide messenger RNA. RefSeq names its product P-loop containing nucleoside triphosphate hydrolase protein. Gene Ontology annotation, molecular function: adenylosuccinate synthase activity; nucleotide binding. The record is from RefSeq and is a predicted model, not a curated record. Gene Ontology annotation, biological process: 'de novo' AMP biosynthetic process; IMP metabolic process. Gene Ontology annotation, cellular component: cytoplasm. NCBI's taxonomy places the organism in Eukaryota, Fungi, Ascomycota, Sordariomycetes, Hypocreales, Nectriaceae. The transcript is spliced from 2 exons. The coding region runs from base 1 to 528 and encodes 175 amino acids.